Molecule: messenger RNA, 581 nt
Organism: Bacillus rossius redtenbacheri
Lineage: Eukaryota; Metazoa; Arthropoda; Insecta; Phasmatodea; Bacillidae
Gene: RpS23
Product: small ribosomal subunit protein uS12
Exons: 4
Coding region: 84-515 (143 amino acids)
Biological process (GO): translation
Cellular component (GO): cytosolic small ribosomal subunit; ribosome
Molecular function (GO): structural constituent of ribosome
Source: RefSeq, a predicted model, not a curated record
CUUUGGCUAUGUUGGUAACAAACUCACGACGAAAUAACACUUCCUUCCUGUUACAGUGAAUGCUUGUUGUGUAGUACGUGAAAAUGGGUAAGCCUCGUGGGUUGAGGACAGCGCGUAAGCACGUGAAUCACCGGCGGGAGCAGCGGUGGGCCGACAAUGACUAUAAGAAAGCUCAUUUGGGGACCAGGUGGAAGGCCAAUCCUUUCGGAGGGGCGUCCCACGCUAAGGGCAUUGUUCUGGAGAAGGUAGGUGUGGAAGCGAAGCAGCCAAACUCUGCCAUUCGCAAGUGUGUCAGGGUUCAGCUGAUUAAGAACGGCAAGAAGAUCACUGCUUUCGUCCCACGCGAUGGCUGCCUCAACUACAUAGAAGAGAACGACGAAGUUCUGGUGGCAGGUUUUGGCCGUAAAGGGCAUGCUGUUGGUGAUAUUCCUGGUGUGCGUUUCAAGGUCGUGAAGGUAGCAAACGUGUCCCUGCUUGCUCUGUACAAGGAGAAGAAAGAAAGGCCAAGAUCUUAACUUUUGACCAGAACCAUGUGUUUUAUGUGUAUCUAUUACUGUAUAAUAAAACAUUAAUAAAUGUCA